UUGUAGUGUUGCGCUGCGGCGUGGGCAGAGGAUGCACGGCAUGGAACGGGCUGAAAAGGGGCGGCCAAAAAUGUAGAGAGGAAAACUGUGCAAGACAAAAAUAUCUAAACUGUUGUACAAUAUGAUGGCAAAUUUAAGUGUUUCGUGGGACGCUCUUAAUUUGAGUAUCGCUCUGGCUCACCGGGCUGAAGUAAUGGAAAAUCCACUUCAGGAAUAUCUCCUAGGAAUCAUCAUCUCCAUAUGUGGGAACGUCCUCAUCAGCAUUUCCCUCAAUAUACAGAAAUAUGCCCACGUCUGUCUGUCCCAGCGAGGCUCCAAGCCUUACUACACCUCUGUGCUGUGGUGGUGCGGUCUGCUUCUCAUGGGUGUUGGUGAACUGGGGAAUUUUGCGGCCUACGGCUUUGCUCCAGCAUCCCUCAUAGCCCCACUGGGAUGUGUGUCUGUCAUAGCAAGCGCUUUCAUCUCUGUGAUUUUCCUCAAGGAGACCUUGCGCGUCUCUGACGUUGUCGGUGGCACGCUGGCAAUAACAGGAACCUACGUCUUGGUGACCUUUGCCCCCCACACGUCCACUCACAUUACAGCCCAUCUGGUCCAGUUCUGUGUCAUCAGCUGGCACUUCCUGCUAUACCUUAUGAUAGAGGUCAUCGCCUUUUGCAUCCUGCUCUUUCUGUACAAGAAGAAGAAUAUGAAGAAAAUCGUCAUUGUGAUGCUGCUGGUGGCACUGCUUGCCUCUCUUACAGUCAUCUCAGUAAAAGCCGUGUCGGGAAUGAUCACAGAGUCGAUAAAAGGCGAUCUGCAAUUCAUCUAUCCCAUCUUCUACGUUAUGCUCGUCGUCAUGGUGGUCUCCUGUGCCUUCCAGAUCAAGUUCCUCAAUCAAGCAAUGAAAAUGUUUGAUGCCACAGAGGUGGUACCAAUCAACUUUGUGUUUUUCACUGCAAGUGCCAUUGUUGCAGGGAUAAUCUUUUACCAGGAAUUUGAAGGCUUGGCAUUACUGAAUAUUUUCAUGUUCCUUUUUGGAUGUCUGCUUUCUUUUCUGGGAGUUUUCCUGAUAGCCAGAAACCGGCCAAAAGCAAAGAAACAGGAUUGCAACUUUAUAGCAAUGGAAAUGGUCCCUGGAAAGAGAUGCACAGACAGAGUGCAGCCUGAGACCAAAAGUCCAAAAUAUGGAUCGCUGGCAGCCAAGUUCAUGUGUAACACAGGUGACCAAAUAGAAGAGUCUUAAGAGCCCUUCCAUCUGUUGAUGUGAUGAUCAAGUGUGUCAACACUUGCCUCCUGCUGGGCCAAACGUGAAGGGGGCAGCACGUUUGAAGACAUUCUCUGGGCUCGGUUUAUCUGUAAGUAAGAUCAAUAGUCCACUGCUCCCAAGUGACCUGGAGCUAUUACACACUUAGCAACUCCCAAUAGUGCAACUUCAUGUGACCUGAUGUCAACUUGUCAAGAUAGAAACUAUGCCCAGAACUGAAACAAAGAGGGUUCAUCAAUGUGCGAUGACUGGUACAUCAAAACAAAAUGUAAAGAGGUGUGCUAUGUGUCGAACGCAUGUCUCACUGUCUGUGGUUUGACUAAACACGCUAAUGAAAACUUGUACCAUAUGUAAAACAUACAUUUGACCUCAAAUAAACCUCAAACCACAUUAAGACCUGAAUCUAAAGUUAAGGGUUGCUAGGCAACCAAACCCUUACUUCCCUCCUGCCACCCACACAUUAUGGGAUGGGUAUACAAGAUUUGCUGUUCAAGUAGGAGUCUGCCUUCUCUCAAAAUUGCCUCUGUUGUGUCAUAUAAUGUUAGUGGUAAGUUUUUGUUCCCACUGGUGGAUGUGAUACACGUAGGCUAAAUUGUUGGUACCCAUCGCUGAAGAAAGAAAACACAACGGUGGUAACUGAAAUACUGUCACUUCUGGGGGCUGUUUGGGGGUGUUAUCGAGGACAAUUUUACUGUAAAUAAAUUAAAGUUGGGCAUUGGUUUAUGAUCCAACAGAAUGAUAAAAACCUGACCUGGAUUAAAACGAUGGUACCCUUACUUUGUUGCGCAAUGUUUUGAAGCAGUCCCCGCAAUCAAUGAUUUGCGAGUCUGAUGUUCUGCUUUCAUCAUUAGUGCGUUUUUCGAGACGUGUUUUGGAGGUCAUUCUCCUGUUGGAGGAGCCAUGACCUGCGACUGAGACCGAGCUUUCUGACACUAGACAGCACAUUUCCCCAGAAUGUUUUGAUAGUCUUUGUUGUACCCUGCACAGAUUCAAGACAUCUUGUGCCCAUGCAACGCUAGAGCGUAACAAAGUCUGCUCCAUGUCUCACAGUAGGUACUUUUUUUUUGUGACUUUUUGGUGAAAUAAAGGAAAACUCAACAAUAGGCACACAAACUUGAAAUUUGAAAAACACAUACCUACAAGCCCCACAAUAGAUGAGUAAACUGGAACUUUCUGGCAGGUCACAUCAUAUCUGCGUUUCUAGGCGCCCCCCCCCUCCCAAAAAAAAGCAGCAUACAAACAAGAAAGACCAA
Hippocampus comes (tiger tail seahorse) is the source of this 2496-nucleotide messenger RNA. It is a transcript of the gene nipal2, whose product is annotated as NIPA like domain containing 2. The coding region runs from base 122 to 1222 and encodes 366 amino acids. NCBI's taxonomy places the organism in Eukaryota, Metazoa, Chordata, Actinopteri, Syngnathiformes, Syngnathidae. Gene Ontology annotation, cellular component: membrane. The transcript is spliced from 11 exons. Gene Ontology annotation, biological process: magnesium ion transport. The record is from RefSeq and is a predicted model, not a curated record. Gene Ontology annotation, molecular function: magnesium ion transmembrane transporter activity.